UUCCAGACUGAAGAGCCCCAAAUCCCUCAGCCUUUCUUCACAAGAGAGGUGUUCCAGUCCCCUCAGCAUCUUGGUAGCCCUUUGCUGUCCCCUCUCCAGCAGUUCCCUGCCCCUCUGGAACCGGGGAGCCCAGAACUGGACAUGGCAAGAGGUGGGAAGAGGCGGGUGCCGAACCACCGCCAGCCCUGGGAGCAGCUUGGGAGGAGGGAGAGCUGGGGCUCCGCUCAUCACAUGUAAUAAGUUAACAGGCAGUGGGCUCCAGGCUCUUCGGAUGUUUGGAGUACGGAUUUUUUUAUUUUUUAUUUUUCCCCAAAAAACAUGCUAGGAAAUUAAUUGUGUGGUUUACAAUUGGCGCUGGAAGUUGCAGAGCGGCUGUUGGAGGCAGGCUCCAAAGGGACAUGUAGCUCCGUGGCUGCGUGCUCCGACUCCUCCUCGGAAGCCCUGGAGCAGAGUCGGGAGUGAGCUUGUCCCGUGACUGCGACGGGGUUUGAGCUGUUCCCUGAACUGCAGACUCAUCCCUCGCUGUCCUGGGACAAAGGUGUUGCUGCCGGAGCACGAGCGGGAAGGUGAUGUCAUGGGAGGGGAAAAAUCCAAAGGUUGCAGAGGGCAGAGGAGCGUGGGCGCCGCCGUGGGCAGCGAUGGGUGUCCUGCUUCCUCCUGAGUCACCUCCACGGGGCUGGCCUUUCACCGGGAACGCCGGGAUGUGGAGCACGGUCCGGGGCUGACGCCGUCGGGGGGUUCUGCUGGUGUCUCCAGCGGAGGGGAAGAUGCUCUCUGCCGCCGCCCCACCUGGGUUCUCCUGCCAAAAGCCCUUGGGGCACAUCUAGGCGUGUUGGCGUGCCGUGCUCGAGGAAGGGCUUAUCCCGAGCCCUCCCGUGCCUGAAUCACAGUUGGAAGUGUCCCAAGAGAAGUCAGGAAGCGUCGCCUGGGAGCCGGUGAGAGAGCUCGCUGCCUGCCCGGGGAGGGGGGGACCGCACGCAUGCGAGCAGGACCGCAGCCCCCCCGAGCCCAGCCCUGCGCUAAGGUUGGGGUAGCCCGGCUGGCCGGCCAGCAGCAGGAGCGAUGGCCCAGUCCCGGGCCAAUGGCUCGCACUACGCCCUGACGGCCAUAGGGCUGGGGAUGCUGGUCCUUGGCAUCAUCAUGGCCGUCUGGAACCUCGUCCCCGGCUUCGGCCCCACUGCCAAACCCGCUGCCCACGGCGGCAACAGCAGCAAGCCCGACCGUGGCACCGGGGGCAUUUUGAAGAGCAAGACCUUCUCGGUGGCGUACGUGUUGGUGGGAGCGGGCGUGCUGCUGCUCCUGCUCUCCAUCUGCCUCAACAUCCGCGACAAGAAGAGGCAGAGCGAAGACAUCCCGCGCAUCCAGCACCAGGCGUCGGUGGAGCCCUCGCACCAGGAGGACAGUCAAGAAGAGGACGAAGAUGUGUCUUCCCAGUACUACGUCCCCAGCUACGAGGAGGUGAUGAACACGGGCUACUCUGAGCCCAGGGACUCGGACAGGAGCAACAGGAUGAGCGUCUCCCUGCCCUCCUACGAGUCGCUGACGGGGCUGGAGGAGGGCACCCAGCCGCCGGGCGCUGCUGGCACCGAGCCCGGCACGGAGAGACAGCCCGGCCGGCACAGCUCGCGUCUGAGCAAGCGCCUGAAGCCGCUGAAGGUCCGGAGGAUCAAGUCAGAGAAGCUGCACCUGAAGGACAUCAGGCUGAACCUCUCGGAGGGGAACAGCACCGCCCCCAUCACGAUAGAGCCGCUGACCCCGCCGCCCAAGUACGAGGAGAUCCAGGAGAAAGCGCCAGAGAGCCAGCCAAGAGGGAAUCUGUGAUGCUGCUGAGGUGGUUUUUUAGUUUGGUUUGGUUUGUUUGGUUUUUUUUAAGAAGGACGACACUAAGAGGGGCUCAGUCUGUGGGUGCGGAAGCGUUCGGGGCUCCGUGGAGGACACGAUGGGUGCGUGGCGCUGCCGCACGGGGAGAGGACACGCUUUCCCCGGGAUGGGGGUUUGGCAAAAGACUGUGGGGAAGGAAACCUGAAUGCCAGUGGGUCUGCUGCUCUGGAGUAACUGAAGGCUGGAAGUACCGAAAGUACGAUUUGUGGUGGUUUACGUAAGGACCACCGGACGUGUCUUCUCUCCCCCUCGCGCCAGCAAGACGUUCUCAAGCCACCAAACCGAUACAGGACAAGGAUUUUCCAAGGGGAAAAGGGCAACGCUCCUUUUUCUUUUUUUUUGGUGCCUUUUCUGCCCCAGCAAGGGAAACGGCGUCGCUGGAGUAGCGCGGCAGCGUUACCGAUCUCCCGGCUGGGGCUGGGAUGGUGGCCCAGGGCCAGUCCCGACUCCUCGACUCCUGCCAAGGUCUCGGCUUGCUGGUAGGCAGGGGGCUGGGACGAGCCCCGUGAUCCUCAGGGAGAGGACGGAUUUCUUACCUCGGUUGCUUUCCCUGUUGUGUUUUAUGCUCUGACGCGAAGGGAUGGUCCGUUUGAGGCCAAGCGGAUCGAUCCGGGGGGUCGGGAGCGGGGCGGCACCCCUGGCAGGAGGUGUGCGGGGUGAGACGACUGCGGAGCAUGCUGUGCCAGCAGACCUGGGGCUAAAUAAAUGUUUUGUACCUUG
Molecule: messenger RNA, 2601 nt
Organism: Chroicocephalus ridibundus (black-headed gull)
Lineage: Eukaryota; Metazoa; Chordata; Aves; Charadriiformes; Laridae
Gene: TMEM51
Product: transmembrane protein 51
Exons: 3
Coding region: 1063-1821 (252 amino acids)
Source: RefSeq, a predicted model, not a curated record